Enterobius vermicularis (human pinworm) is the source of this 1557-nucleotide messenger RNA. NCBI's taxonomy places the organism in Eukaryota, Metazoa, Nematoda, Chromadorea, Rhabditida, Oxyuridae. The record is from the annotation of a GenBank genome assembly.
AUGUUCCGUAAAGCCACAUGGAAAUUAGUUCGAGGAUUGUCAGCCACACUAACCAUUUGUGUUGGCGGGGCUUCCAUAUACUUUCUUCAUCGAAACGAUUAUGAUUUCUCCUCAAUUGGUCUUGUGCGGUUUGCAAGGGCUGGAAUUGCGGUGUCAAAAAUCGUUGUGGACUACAAAUGGACAAUGUGGAAGUACAGAGGGGAUGCUGAAUCAUACCAGAUUGGAAUGAAGGCUGCACAUAAAAGAAGUGCAGUAAGACUACUGGAGUUGGCAAAGGCCAACGGAGGAGUUUUUAUCAAAGUCGGACAACAUUUGGCUGCGUCUGAAUAUCUGCUGCCUGAAGAGUAUAUUAACGAAUUAAGUAUUCUGCAUUCAAGAGCACCCGAGAGCAGUUUACAAGAAAUUCAGAGGGUUUUCGAAGAAGAAUUUAAAAUGAAGAUCGAGGAUGUUUUUUCCGAAUUUAAUACCCAACCAAUUGGUGCAGCAUCUUUAGCCCAGGUUUAUAAGGCGAAACUAAAAAAUACCAAUGAGAUAGUUGCUGUGAAAAUCCAGCAUCCUCGAGUCAAACCUCACAGCAUGGUUGAUAUGGCAUCAAUGGAAGUUUUGGUAAGAAUUGUUGCCAAACUGUUUCCGGACUUUCAUCUUUUUUGGCUUGUUGAGGAAGUGAAGCAUCAUUUGCCUUUAGAAUUAGAUUUCCUUAACGAAGCGACUAACGCUGAUACAAUACGCGAGAUGUACUCAAAUCUUAGUUUUUUAAAGAUUCCAAAAAUUUAUUAUCGAUACACCUCCGAUCGUGUGUUAACAAUGGAGUUUUGCGAAGGAGCUCAAAUCAAUGACGUUGAUUACUUUAUAAAGAACAACAUUAACCGCUAUGAUGCUUGUAGGAAGUUAGGAGUACUUUAUAGUGAGAUGAUUUUUGUGAAGGGUGUGGUCCAUUGUGAUCCUCAUCCGGGAAACGUGCUAAUCCACAAAGAGCCUGACGGGAAUUUCAAAAUUAUUCUUUUAGAUCAUGGACAAUAUUUAAAUCUUCCGGAUGACUUUCGCAUAAAAUAUUCAAAGUUGUGGCUCGCCAUACUUAAACCAGAUCAGGACGCCAUAAAGGUAUAUGCGACAGAAAUGGGCGUUGGAGAUCUUUUUGGCCUUUUUGCUUGCAUGGUGACAAGAAGGACGUGGAAAGCAGUUGUUAAAGGAGUGAAUAGAUCUACUCUUGGAGAGGAUGAGAGGACAGAAAUCAAAGCCUACGCUGCUUCUCUGAUAACUCAGAUCUCAGACGUGCUUCAGAGGAUGCCGCGUCCGCUGCUUAUGAUUCUAAAAACUAAUGAUCUUCUUAGAAGUAUUGAGUAUCGACUGGGGACGCAUAAUAGAGCCGACGCUUUCAUUCAGAUGAGCCGUUGCUGUGUACGCUCUGUUUACGAGCAAGCGCUCAGAGAGCAGAAAAAUUUAAUUUCUCGUUUCUUUCUGCGGCUAUAUAUGUAUAUAGUCCUUAUAAAGAUCUGUUUUUAUGAAAAAUUCCAGAUGGUUAUUCAUCGUCAUUAUGCUGAACCCUUAGUCAUCUGA